AUGUCACUUCAGCAACACCAGCAACACCAGCAACAUCAUCUGCCAUCUUCCUAUACCGACACGGACAUGUCCGAUAGUGACUCUGAAUCUACAAGGCCAUGGCAUCAUGAUAAAAUUCAUUUGAAAAACUCCGCUCCGAUUAGUAUUCCACAUCAUCACAACAAGUCAGUUCAUUUAGACAGUGAAAACGAAAGUCUUGACUUGUCAUACGACGCUGAAAUGCACCGAUUGUGCCUCAGUUACGUUGAAGACGAGCUUGAUGAAGACGACCCAAUUCUUUACCGUAAUGUGGCAUUUUUUCAAUCGCACAAUGGACAUUCACACACUCGUAAAAUACAGCGUCAGAUACAUUCUUUACACUUGAAUGGAGUCACUUCAACUCUCAACCAAACGAACGGACCAGACGACGAAGUUAUUUUUCCUAUGGACCUGUAA
This is a messenger RNA of Plasmopara halstedii, 435 nucleotides long. RefSeq lists its product as uncharacterized. The record is from RefSeq and is a predicted model, not a curated record. Bases 1 to 435 code for a protein of 144 amino acids. Lineage: Eukaryota; Oomycota; Peronosporomycetes; Peronosporales; Peronosporaceae. The transcript has a single exon.